Prunus armeniaca (apricot) is the source of this 390-nucleotide messenger RNA. The record is from the annotation of a GenBank genome assembly. Lineage: Eukaryota; Viridiplantae; Streptophyta; Magnoliopsida; Rosales; Rosaceae.
AUGAUAGCUGAAGCUGAGCCUCAAACAUAUAAAGAGGCAAUAUCAAGUCCAGAAGCUCCAUUUUGGAAAGAAGCAAUCAAUAGUGAGGUUGAAUCCAUUAUGCAAAAUCAUACAUGGGAAUUGGUUGAUAUACCACCUGGUAAUAGACCAAUUGGAUACAAAUGGAUCUUUAAGAAGAAAUUAAAAGCAGAUGGUACAAUUGAUAAGUAUAAGGCUCGGUUGGUAGCCAAAGGAUACCGUCAAAAGGAAGGCUUAGAUUUCUUUGACACAUACUCACCUGUGACAAGAAUAACAUCAAUAAGGAUGUUGAUUGCUAUAGCGUCAAUUUAUGACAUGGAAAUACAUCAAAUGGAUGUAAAAAACCGCUUUCUUAAAUGGAGAGUUGGAUGA